Messenger RNA from Cydia fagiglandana, 366 nucleotides. RefSeq lists its product as uncharacterized. NCBI's taxonomy places the organism in Eukaryota, Metazoa, Arthropoda, Insecta, Lepidoptera, Tortricidae. The coding region runs from base 1 to 366 and encodes 121 amino acids. The transcript has a single exon. The record is from RefSeq and is a predicted model, not a curated record.
AUGAAGAUGCUACGGUGGAUGAGCGGAGUUUCACGCAAGGAUCGCGUCCGAAACGCCCACAUUCGGGGUAGUCUUGGCGUCCGUGACAUCGCAGACAAACUGCAAGAGUGUCGCCUUCGUUGGUAUGGCCACGUCUCGCGCAGACCGGCAAGUUACGUGGGUAACAAAUGCCUGGCCAUGCCGCCUCCUCCCGGUACGGGAAGAAGAGGCCGGCCCAAGAAGCGAUGGCUUGAUGUCGUCAAGGAGGACAUGCGUGCCAACGGACUCACUACCAGGGAUGCCGAAGAUCGGGCAAAGUGGUCACGAAGGAGUCGGAAGGCGGACCCCGGGUCCUCGCGCCCCGCGCGGGGGCACAGCCGGGAUUGA